Molecule: messenger RNA, 885 nt
Organism: Triticum turgidum subsp. durum (durum wheat)
Lineage: Eukaryota; Viridiplantae; Streptophyta; Magnoliopsida; Poales; Poaceae
Source: the annotation of a GenBank genome assembly
AUGCCGUUCCUGAGCCCCCUCCCGGGCGACGACGCCGACGACUACUACUACGGCUACGACGCCGGGUACCGCCGCGGCGGCGGCAGCGGCACCGGCGGGAAGAGCGCCAAGAAGGACAAGGGCAUCUUCUCCUGCCUCCCCUGCUUCACCCCCUUCUCGCCCGGGGCGGUGGACCCGAUGGCGCACCGCCGCCUCCUCUCCUCCGACUCCAGCGACAGCGACAACGCCGCCGCCACCGACAUCACCGCCGAUCUCGCCCGCCUCCGCCUGCGCUACUCCCGCCUCGCCGCCGGCCCGCCCGUCCGCCCGCGCGACGUCCCCGCCCUCGUCGCCCGCACGGACGACCCGCCGCUCGCCGUCGCCGCGCUCUCCUGGCUCGGCGGCGACCUGCGCCCGUCCUGCAUCCUCGCCCUCCUCCCGGCGCUGUUCCCGUCCCUGCGAACAAGCGAGUCCGAGGGCGACCUCUUCCUCCCCUCCAACGAGCGCCAGUCGCAUGCGCUCUCUGCCGCCAGGCGCCGCCUCCAGGCCCGCGAGGCCGCGCUGGACGGCGAGGUGGCCGAGUACCAGUCCACCUACGCCAUGAAGCUGGCGUGCGAGAAGACCAAGGAGGGGUUCGCCGAGACGGCGGCCGAGGAGGUGUGCAAGAUGGCGCGCGCCGCGCGGCGCGCCGACAAGCUGCGGUGGCGCGCCGUGGAGGCCGCCGUGAAGGAGGUGCUCACGCUGGCGCAGGCCAAGGAGUUCCUCAAGGCCGUCGAGGACGUGUCCGGCAAGGCCGGGCGGCACGGCGCGAGGUGGCAGGCGCGCGCUGGGCCCCUCUCGGUGCCCGCCGAGGCGUUCGAGCGCAUGCGUACCAAUGCCAGAGCAGCCGCAGAUGAUGCGUGGUGA